This is a messenger RNA of Condylostylus longicornis, 3402 nucleotides long. RefSeq lists its product as uncharacterized. Gene Ontology annotation, molecular function: serine-type endopeptidase activity. Bases 1 to 3387 code for a protein of 1128 amino acids. Gene Ontology annotation, biological process: proteolysis. Lineage: Eukaryota; Metazoa; Arthropoda; Insecta; Diptera; Dolichopodidae. The record is from RefSeq and is a predicted model, not a curated record. The transcript has 6 exons.
AUGACCGGAACUUUAAGAAUUACAAUAUUUAUUUUACAUAGUUUAUUAUUGAAAGUCCACUGUCAAAUAUGUCAUGUACCACAGAUUGAUAAUUCUAAAGUUGAAGCGAUAUGUUUUAAUUGGAAAACAACAACAUCGAGUGUUAUUACUGAUGAAAACGGCUAUACAUCUACCUCUUUGAGAAGUGGUUUAUUAGAAGAUUCAUGUAUUCCAAAUGCUCAAGGAAUUAUAUUACGUUGUAAAAUUGGCUAUCAAAAUAAAAAAUCACAGGGAAAGGAUAGUUAUUUGAAUUUAUGUUAUAAUGGAACAUGGAAAUAUGAAAUUAAUGAAAGUAAUGAUUGUGAAUCUUUAUGUGAUAAAUUAUUUAAAGAAAAGACCGAAUCAAUCCCUACUCCAUUAUUAUUGAACGCUAAAGAAACUGGUGAAGAAUUACCACCAUGGCAUGUUGCUGUUUAUAAAAACUCCUCGAAUACUUUUGAACAAAUUUGUGGCGGAACAAUAAUUCAUUCGAACAUUAUUGUAUCAGCAGGACAUUGCUUUUAUGAUUAUGCAACUAGUGGACUUUUUAAUUCAUCGAAAUUUUCAGUAGGAGCUGGUAAACGUUAUCGGCAAUAUGUAGCAAACGAGCCAUUAUCACAAUUUGCUCUGGUUAAAAGAAUUUUUGUACCUGCCACAUUUCAACCGACACCAUUACGAAAUGACAUUGCAGUUUUGGUUCUAGAUCGUCAUUUUAAAUAUAAUCCAGUUAUAGCACCAGUUUGUUUAGAUUGGGAAAUUUCUUCUUAUAAUGAUCAUUAUGAUAGCCUUUCUGCGGUUCUUUAUGGAUGGGGACACACAUCUUCAGAGGAGAUUCCGAGCACAAACCUAUUAAAAAUUAAUUUGAGAACUAUUGAGAAUGUGGAUUGCAGAAAAUUAGUUGAUCGAAAAUAUGCAUUUGAUAUUUCUAGUGAUAGGUUUUGUGCUGUGAACAAAGACAACGCAACAGCAUGUGGUGGAGAUAGCGGCGGUGGUUUAAUAACUGUGAGGGAAGAAUAUAAAUUAACUGGUAUUGUUAGUGUUGGUGUUCAUAAAAAACUUUAUUGCACUAACGGAUUUGUUACGGUAUUUACAAAAGUAAGGAUUUUCCGAGAUUUCAUUAGGUCGACUGUUUCGCAAAUACGAAAUGAAGAACAAAAUAUAGUAGAAGAAAUUUUAAGUAGCAAUAAGUGUUUGGUGCCAGAGGGAAUCGAUUUUAAAAAAAUUGAAAUUUUGUGUUAUGAUACUAAAGAAAGAUAUAAUGAAUUGUUGCAAGAUCAAUGUUCAGAAACUACAGAAGUAAUAUUAACUCGUUGCCAAGUUGGCUAUGCAAACAAAAAGUCAAACAAUAUUAAUGAUUAUUUGAAUAAAUGUGUAAAUGGAAAGUGGGAAAAUGAAAGGCAUGUAAAUGAUGAUUGUCAGUUAAUUUGUGGCAAAAAUCUCGAAUCCAAAAUAAGUAAACCAGUUAUUAAAUCCUCCUUGCGGCAAGAUAACGAAACUGGAUUAUAUACGGCACCAUGGAAUGUUGCGAUCUAUAAAAGUAUUCCAUCAAAAUCUAAAGAACACGUCUGCAGUGGAAGUAUUGUACAUUCAAAUGCUAUUAUAUCAGCAGCACAGUGCUUUUAUGAUAUUGAGAGUGAUGAAUUUCCUGAGGAUUUAUCAAUAUAUUCAAUUACAGCUGGAAAUUAUAUUCAUGGUUACGAAAUGAUAGAACAGCAUAAACAAUUUGCGCAUAUUAAGAAAAUAUAUACUUUUGGAUACUCAGCAUCUUCAUUCCGAAAUAAUAUCGCAGUUGUUGCUCUUGAUCGUCAUUUACAAUAUUCGUCAUUUGUUGAACCAGUUUGCAUAAACUGGAAUCCCUCCACGGACUUCCCUUCAAAUUAUAAAAAUAUCAUAGGAAAUCUUUAUAGUUUAGGUGCAACAUCAGAUGCACCCACAUUCUUUGACUCCUUGUCGAUAAAACUGGAACCAAUAACAAAUGACGAAUGUAAAAAAAUGAUUAGUAAAAAAAACCGAGAUGAAAUUACUUAUGAUAGAUUUUGUGCUGUAAACAAGGAUAAUUCAACUAUUUUUAUUGAAGACACAGGCAGCGGUUUGGUAUUAGAAAAUAAAAGUGGGGUAACUGUAUUUGGAGUUUUGAGUCAUAAAUUCAAUCAGGAACACAAAAAGGAAAUAAUCAUAUUUACAGAUGUUCAAUUUUAUCAACAUUUAAUUAAAACUGCAAUAUCGAAAAGUAGAAAUUUAAUAAAUGAUUCUUCAAAUGAUGCUAAUAACAGUUCUUUACCAAAAUGUUUAAUACCUACUGGAAUUAGUAAUAAAAAAAUUGAAAUUUUAUGUUAUGAUACUAAAGAAAGAUAUAAUGAACUAUUGCAAGAUCAAUGUUCAGAAAACACAGAAGUAAUGUUAACACGUUGCCAAAUUGGUUAUGCAAGUAAAAGUUCAAGCAAUAAUAAUGAUUAUUUGAAUAUAUGCGUGGAUGGAAAAUGGAAAAAAGAAAGUCAAGUAAAUGAUUGUGAAUUAAUAUGUGGUCAAAAUCUUGAGUCAAAACCAGAAGAACCAGCUACUAUACCUUUAGUGUAUAAAGGAGAGAAAAUUGCAUCAAAUAAUGUACCGUGGCACGUUGCAAUUUACAAAAAUGUUUCAUCAAAAUUUGUACAAAUAUGCGGUGGAAGUAUCGUACAUUCAAAUGUUGUUAUAUCAGCAGCGCAUUGCUGUUCUAGCUUUGAAAUAGGAAUGAAUGAAGACGUGUCAAAAUUUUCAGUUGGAGCUGGAAAACGUUUCCAGGAUUAUGAAAUGGAAGAACAGCAUGAACAAUUUGCUCUUGUAAAAGAAAUUUAUAAUUAUGGAUUCUUACAGUAUCCAAUACAGAAUGAUAUAGCAGUUAUUGCACUCGAUCGUCAUCUACAGUAUUCGUCUUUUAUUGAACCAGUGUGCAUAGAUUGGAGUCCUUCCAUAAGCUUUCCUUCAAACUAUAAAAAUAUCAUUGGAUAUUUUUAUGGUUGGGGAGCAACAUCACCGGAUAUAGAUUUUUCAUUUGAAUUACUAAAAAUAAAAUUAGAACCUAUACCAAAUAAUAUAUGUAGAAAAAUGACUAAAAAUUUUAAAAAUUUAGUUACACCUGAUAGAUUUUGCACUAUAAGUGAAAACAAUUCAACGAUUUGUGCUCGUGAUUCAGGUGGUGGUCUAGUAUUUGAAAAUGAUAAAAAACUUGUAACUUUAAUUGGAAUUGGUAGUAUUGGUCUCGAUCACAACCGUUACUGUUCUGAUGGUGCGAUAGGUUUAUUCACCGAUAUUAAAUUUUAUCAGCAUUUCAUUAAAACUGCCAUAUCAAAAAGCAGAGAUUUAAUUAGUCCAUCUUUAAUUGAUAUAUAAUAAUAAAUGACAGUG